Molecule: messenger RNA, 528 nt
Organism: Penicillium longicatenatum
Lineage: Eukaryota; Fungi; Ascomycota; Eurotiomycetes; Eurotiales; Aspergillaceae
Product: LysM peptidoglycan-binding domain-containing protein
Exons: 3
Coding region: 1-528 (175 amino acids)
Source: RefSeq, a predicted model, not a curated record
AUGCUGUGCCUAAAGCAACUGGUUGGUCUCAUCGCCUUGGCUAGGAUGAGCACUGCUCUUCCGGCAACAAUUGAAUACAAUGUUCCAUCGGAAGCCGGAAGUGUUCUCAACCUGAAUGUUGCCCUCCGCAACGGUACCUAUACUGUGAAAGCCAAUGACACUAUCUACACCAUUGCCACCAAGCAUGGUGUCGGUGCUUGCGACAUUGCCCGAGUCAACGUUCUCGCCGACCCCAAUUACCUUUACACAAAUGAGUCAUUGCUCAUUCCUCAGAUUGCAACAUUCCCCGACGACACCUCUUGUUUCAGCACAAACAACACCGAAACAACUGCAACAUGUAUCUACGGUGGUCCUCACGUCUACACUAUCCUUCCGGGUGAUACGAUUCAGAAAAUUGCAAACGAGCGCUACAAUAUCACUGUUGAGUCGAUCAUGAACAACUCUCCCCAAACCGGGUAUAUUGCUGCUCUGAAGUUGGAUACAAUCACACGGAUGCUACAGGUGAAAGGAUUGCGAUAUAAAUUGUGA